Xenopus laevis (African clawed frog) is the source of this 2327-nucleotide messenger RNA. It is a transcript of the gene ccdc92b.L, whose product is annotated as coiled-coil domain-containing protein 92. The coding region runs from base 420 to 1334 and encodes 304 amino acids. The transcript is spliced from 4 exons. The record is from RefSeq and is a predicted model, not a curated record. NCBI's taxonomy places the organism in Eukaryota, Metazoa, Chordata, Amphibia, Anura, Pipidae.
AUAAUCAGAUGGGUAGGAGGAAAAUCUUGGCUUCUUUGCAGUUACAGUUUGCAUGAGAAUGCUCCAGGCUGGGUUACGCGGGUUGCAAUCCGUGUAUAUAAUGCUAGCAGUACUUUACAAGCAACGGUACGAUUGUAGGGGGCAAAGGGAAACAAUCAGAGAGAAGUAGGCACUUGGCUGGUAAGUGUUAUACUUGCUAUUAAAAGGUAUCACAUAUAGCAAAGCUGGGAUAGAGUCCCUUAGUCUUUAAACGGAGCCCCCCUAGUGUACAGCCGCUUCAGAUCAUGUGAUGGAUUCAUGCAAACAAGAGACGUUCUUGAGGGUUCGCUUUCUCCAUGUGCUUCCUUUUGGCAAAAACAAAGUGACACAACGUGGCAAAUACAGUGACGGUGAUAAGAUUAUCAAGGCCCACUCUCGCCAUGAUGGAGACGCAGUCACUGGAACAGCAGCUGGAGCGCAACAUUGCAUUCCUGAAACAGGGCCAGCUGGAAUUAGUGCAUGAUCUGCACCAGGAGAUUCUCAGACUUCAGAAACGUUGCACAGAACUCACCAUGGAGCUGGAAUCACAGCAAGUAGAGCUUUCACAGCAAGAUCAGAUUGAGCAAGAGAUGGAAGAAAAAUGUCAGAUUCUAGAGGCGAGCUACCAUGAAAUGGAGCAGGAGAACUCGAGUCUGAAGAAGGAGCUCUAUCACCGAGAAAACCGGGUAGCUGCUCUGAGAUCCAGGUUAAGAGAUAAAGAGAGGAGGUUCUUGGAAGAGGUGAAGAAAAGGAGUCAUCGAGUGACCAUUCUGAACACAGAGCUCCAAAAGCAGACUGAAGCUGCAGCCUAUCUCUCUUUCCAGUUGCACACCGCACAACAGAAACUUCACAGUGCCCAUCAGAGCUACCAGGCUGCAUGUGCCUCCCCUGCUAUCACUGUGCCCAGGCAGUCAAGUCAUGAAGGAAAAGUCAAAAACAGAACCUAUAAAAACAGUAAUGCCUGGAAGCAGGAUUUGGUGGAUCUGCCCUGUACAUCCAUGUCGAGUGAUUCUUUUCUCAGAGAACAAAUGUGCAACCUUGAUGAUAUUGAACCAAUGCCAGACCCCGCACUCUUCUUAUACCCAAAGAGGUUUGUGCAUACAUCACGACAGAGACCAGAAGCCAGAUCCCAUAAAACUACUACUUCAGGUCACAACUGUGCUGGCAGAAGACUUGCAACACAAUGGCCUGAAAGCCUAUCAAUGCAAGAUAAUGGCACGCCCUCCACCAAUCCGGUUGUCAAAGCAAAACUCCCAAAAAAUGAGAGAGACAAACGUCGUGCUGUGGCCCAGCAAGAAUCAAGAGAUUCUAAAUAAGAUAUCCGAAACCAUAACAGUGUUACUGAUGAUGCUUGCACUGGAAAAAGAAAAACCUUGGACAGCGAAAUAGGGUAGAACAGGUCAUAAGACUAAGCCAUGUAAUUACAGGUGUCCAUGUGCUAUAUGGAUGUUUCUAGGCUAUUUUUAUUAUUGUCUUCCUCAGUUUGAUAUUUUUUUUACCAGAUGUCCAUGGGGAGAAUAUUAAGGCCACCCACCAGUAGCAGAAAACGCAUCUGAUAUUAUUAUAAUCAGACUGAACUUUCUUCUGCUAACGUUUUAUUUUUAUAUGUUCUCACUGCUGGUAAGAGCAGCUUCUCACGCAUGAAACAAGGACAAUGUUUUGUUCUAGUUGCAGAUCAAAUGUUAUAUCCUCAUUUGUAGAUCAUGCAGGCAGAACAAGAAACUAGACAAUAAUAACCUAUGCAGACCCUUCUACCACCUUCACUAUGGCUGUGCAGAUUAAUACAGUUGGGCAACAUAUGUUGUGCACAAUUACUGGACACUUGAGAUCAUUUAGCUUCUUGAGGUCCCUGAGUUAUAGGAUUCAUUGAGGUAUAAGUCAUCCCUUUCAGAGUAAGCUGAAUUGUUGGAAAUGUUUUGAAACAUUAUUGGAGGUGAUUUUUAAUUGGAUGAAUGAAGCUGAGUCAUGUACAAGAUGUCUGGUGUGACAAAUGGUGGAACAAGGUAAAUGGGUGUUCAGAUUUUUUUUACAGUACAGAAAGAGGUUUUAUUUAUUUAUUUUGUACUAUAACAGUGAGAAUAUAUAUUCAAGUUUUUGUCCAUUUUGGACAGUUGCUAAAUAAUGAGCUGGAUUCUCAGUUGCUAUAUUUCGGUUAAUUUAAUGAGAAAUGUUUUAGUGUAUACCAAAGUAACAAGUAAGGAAAAUGUCAUUUACAGGUUGAAAAGCUGCUUCUAAGGGUCAGGCCAAACUAGCAGAUUCGGGGAGAUUAGUCUCCCCAGCGACUAAUGAAAAUCAACUGGGGGAAGGCA